AUGUCAAGCCUUAGUGAACCAGGAUUCGAAGGAACCGAAUUGCUCGACUUUAUGAAGAGCGUUUUGGAUGAUGAUGAAAAAUUGAGAGCUAAAUCCAUCAAACAAGCCAAGGCAAACGUUAUCUUAACGUUGAAGAAUAAGGACAAAGAGACCAAAUCAUGGUUUUUUGAGUUUAAAAACACUGGAGAAGUAAGAAAGAUAGAUGGAACUCCCCCAAAGGCCGAUGUGGCUUUGUUCAUGGCCGACAAGGAUUUCCUCAAGCUUGUUAACAACGAAGCCAAUCCUCAGAAGUUGUACAUGAGUGGAAAGUUGAAAAUCAAAGGUAAUUUGAUGAAAGCGGUUUCACUUGAGAAGAUCUUGAGGGCUGCUGACCCAAGAUCGAAGUUGUGA
Messenger RNA from Yamadazyma tenuis ATCC 10573, 390 nucleotides. Its product is annotated as SCP2 sterol-binding domain-containing protein. NCBI's taxonomy places the organism in Eukaryota, Fungi, Ascomycota, Pichiomycetes, Serinales, Debaryomycetaceae. Gene Ontology annotation, cellular component: cytosol. The record is from RefSeq and is a predicted model, not a curated record.